GUGCUCGGUAAUUGCGACUGGGACAUUCUUGGCUACGAUAGGAAAACAUUGCUGUGCAACAUAUAAAAUUGCUAGGUUAACACGCACACUAUUUUUAUUAAUAAUGGAAUUUAUCAGUUAUUGGCUUUAUCUAAAUAAUUUUCAGUUAUUUAAUCCAAAAUACGGUGACCAUCCAUACGUUACAACUUCCUGCUCCCCAAAGAAUGCAAAUUAUGCAUCGGAGCAUUUGUCUUUCAGUUCACAUUCAUAGAAGAACCAUGCAGUUAAUUUACAUACAAUAUAUUUAUCAUUAAUCAUGCACAUUUACCUUUAUAUAAAUAAUCUUUUGCGCGUAAAUAUAGUUUUUACACAAUAAUUAGAUAUAAGUUACUGCAUAGAUGUUUUCUGUCGUUGAAGGUUCUGCAAACGUAUAUUAAUUUCGUUUCAUUUUUGGUAUUUCCCUCUGCUAAUUAUUGGCGUAUUAUCCUUAAGUUGCGUUCUCUUUCGCGUAAGUAAUAUAUACCUUUUAAUAUAAUAUAAUUUCCAUUUCUUAUCUCAUUAUUAUCAUUUCUUAUCUCGUUUGUUCUAAGCUGUUUUAAGCUUCACGUUACUAUUGCGGACAAGUUUAAUAAGUUUUAUAUAAAAACAUGAUUACAUAAGAACAUAGUUGUACUCACUCAAUAAGUAAAACUGAACUAAAAACUUCAAUAUUACAUUAUAUAUUCAAUCUUCGCAGAUAAUCUGCAUUACUAAUAACGAUGUGUUCCAUUUACUAAAAUAAUAUUUAAUACUUCAGAACUUAUAGUUAGGAUAAUUGAAGUUUCCUCACUGACACAUGUGCUACAUUUCUUCUUUUGUUUUUUAAGUUCUUGUAUGUAUAGAGCAUGUUACUUCUAAUGAUACGUUUGACUUCUAUAUAAUACAAAUUGUUUUUAUAGCUAUACAAUGCUAUAAUGCAGUUCAAUGAUUUCUAUGAGAUUUUAAUAUCUUGUCUACUUUUGUAUUGUUAUUUAAUAUAUAUGUUUGUGGGCAACUUUAUUGCACAUUCUUAUAGCGAACACAGCGGAAGAGUAUUAGAAGCUAUGUAAGUAUUGUAUGAAAAUAUACGAAAUUUAGUAUAUUCCGAUCACUUGUAUCGUUUUUACGUACAUAUGGUGCAAGUUGUGACUAUAAUUUUCAGAUAAACACUUUAUGCAUACCUUUUAAAAUUCAGUAUAGUUCAGUGUUGUAGGUAUUAAUGCAUUGCUUCUUUCAAGUUUAGGUAUGACACUCUUUGGUACGUAGCGCCAUUACCGAUUCAGAAAUUGUUCUUAAUUAUGCAAAAAUCUAUACAGAAUCAUAAACUAGUAAUGGGUGGUCUUUUUGUACUGUCUAUAGAAGGAUUCUCUACGGUAAUAAAUGUUAUGUGUAUGCUACCGAAAAUAACUAAAAUCGAUUUAUUUGGCAGUUCAAAAUUCUUGUCGAUGACUGUUUAACUAUUAAUCAUGGCCGAUAAGAAAAACACUUUUUGUUCUAGCUUAUUACAUCGGCUGUAUCAUAUUUUACUGUCAUGCAUGCUAUGAAUGAUCAUGAUACUGAAGGCAGACUAGUGAAGAAAAUUUAGUUAUUAAGAAUACCUUUUGAUUCCAUAACAAUAAUUAUUUCAACAUAAAUGGUGAGAGCUCUCUAAAAUUGAAGUCAUUCGUAUUAUACGAUGCAUAUCAUUUUCAAUAUAUUUAUUUGGCACAAGUCGACCAUUAGACACUAAAUUAUUUUACUAUAUUUGAUAUAUAUAAAUUGUAUAUUGACAUAUUUGAUAAUAUAAAUUGUAUAUUAUAUUGGGUUUCGUGCAUUAUAAAAUCCUGUUAGUUAUGAUAGUUUAAUAAUAUACUCAUUAUAGAAGCAGAUUAUUUUAACAUUGUAAUCAAUUGUCAUAAGGUACUAACAUGUCUCUCAAAAUUCAAUUUAUAUUAAUACGAUAAUCAGAAUCUAUUAAUUUACUAUAAUAUGUAAUAUUAUACUAACUUAUAAUACAUGCCCAUAAUGAAUAAGAUUGUAUUUAUAAUAAUAUUUAUCAUACAAUUCACUUUAGUGCACAAAACCAAUAAACAGAACAGAAUAUAAACAAUAAGCGAUAUAUUUUAUGUACAUUACAAAUACUAUACUAGAAGAAUUCCAAAAUUUGUUAUAAUGAAAUAUUAAUCGGGAUAUGGCUUCAGAUGUGCAUACGCAACUUCAGUGUUUUAUAUUUUCAUUAAUAGUAUUGUAUCUGUACAAUAAUAAACAAAUAAGGUAUUAAUACAUUACGUUAAAAUAUUCACGUAGAUAUACAGAAACACUAUAAUGAAAUAAUCUUUUCUAUUAGUUCUCUCAUAGUUGGCAUUAUUUUUAGAUAUCACCGUUUUAAUAGGAAUUCUUUUUUUAUAUAUAGAUAUUUAUAUAUAGAAAUAAAAUAUAAUUAUAUUUUACUUUAUGCAUAAAACGUGCGCGUAUACUUGAUGCCAUUUUUGUACAUAUUUAAAAAAAUAAGAUUAUACUAACAUAAUUAACUGGACACAUGAGGAAAGGUAGCCAGGAUGCACGUGCAUAUACCGCCUUAUUUCACACUGAAGUGUACACUUCGGUGGCACAAGAUCGACUGACGCAUAGAAGGCACGGCUGCCUAGUGCGCUUGCGCUUAGAUACAUUGAAGAAUGAAAUAUCUCUUUUUCUAAUUUCUUUUUUACGUCUGGCAAUUUACGUAUUACGUGAAAUAUCUAUUUUAUAUGGUGCACGCUGUUUAAAGCUUCAUCGAACUCUGUUUAUGAUUGUGGGAUUAUGGCCAUAUCAGAAACCAUUUAUUUGGCAAAUACAAACAGUUUUCUUUUUCGGUGCAUACAGCUGCAUGUUAUUUUCUCAGUUUACGCCGUUCUUAACGACGACUUGUAACAUGGAGUGUAUUCUAAAAAGAUUUUCUUAUAUUUGUAUUACUUUCGUUUGUAUUUUGAAUUACUACUCAUUCUACUUCAAUUCUGAAGCUGUAAAGCAGAUGUUUGAACAUAUACAGUUUGACUGGAAAACGUUUAAAAAUUGUGACGCAAUGAAAAUAUUUGAAGAAUAUCUCUCAGAAUCUUAUAUUUUCACAUUAUCUCUGUGCAUUUUGUUUUUAAUAGGAGCAUCUUUCAUUACGAUUAUGGAAAGUAAACCUAUCAUCCUUGAUGUUAUUGCACCAAUGAAUGAAUCUCGACCACGAAAACUUGAAGUAGAUAUUGAAUUGUUCGUCUUCAAUGAAGAACAAUAUUUUUUCUUUUUAUUAGUGCUGGAGGGAGUAGCAGCAGGAAUCGGUCUUUGGUCGCUCCUUACGAUUCUAACGUUCAUAACAACACUAUACAAUGCUAUAAUGCAGUUCAACGACUUGUAUGAUAUUUUUGUACCUUGUGGAAUGUUAGUGUGUUAUUUGCUAUAUAUGUUUAUGGCAAAUUUUCUUGCACAGUCUUACACUGAACACAGUGUAGGAGUAUUAGAAUCGACAUAUGAUACUCUUUGGUAUGUAGCGCCAUUACCGAUUCAGAAAUUAUUCCUAAUUAUGCAAAAAUCUAUAAGGAGCCAUGAAAUAAUGUUGGGUGGUCUUUUUGUUCUGUCCGUAGAAGGAUUUUCUACGCUUGUGAGUUCAGCUGUGUCAUAUUUUACUGUUAUGCACGCUAUGCGUUUAUGAGUAUAAAGUGACGAAGAAACAGCGAAGAAGAUAUAAGUUAUUCAGAGCAAUGCUUACAUGCUGUAUAAUUGUUCUUACAAUGAUAAGUGAUGACAGCUUUUAUAGAAAAAAAGGAGCUAUCUUCGUUAUGUAUACUUCAGAAAUAUAUAUAAUUGGAACGUAUCGAUUUUUUCAGGCAAGACAUUAUAUUAAAUUUGGCAGUAUAAAUUGUAUUUUAGUACUUAAUGUACUUAAUGUACUUGUUUUCUUUUUGCGGAAUAUUAUUUGCUAAUUAUUAUACUUUAUAAAACAUGCAUUCCUAAGUUUGAUGUUGUAAUUCUAUAUUGUAAUUAAUUAUGAUGCGUGAUAAAAUAUUAAUAUACUGUU
Molecule: messenger RNA, 4018 nt
Organism: Ooceraea biroi (clonal raider ant)
Lineage: Eukaryota; Metazoa; Arthropoda; Insecta; Hymenoptera; Formicidae
Biological process (GO): detection of chemical stimulus involved in sensory perception of smell; sensory perception of smell
Cellular component (GO): plasma membrane
Molecular function (GO): odorant binding; olfactory receptor activity
Source: RefSeq, a predicted model, not a curated record